Messenger RNA from Erinaceus europaeus (western European hedgehog), 2885 nucleotides. It is a transcript of the gene ODAD2, whose product is annotated as outer dynein arm docking complex subunit 2. Lineage: Eukaryota; Metazoa; Chordata; Mammalia; Eulipotyphla; Erinaceidae. Bases 106 to 2733 code for a protein of 875 amino acids. Gene Ontology annotation, molecular function: protein binding. The transcript is spliced from 16 exons. The record is from RefSeq and is a predicted model, not a curated record.
CUUUGUGUAUAGUUAACUUGUGCUCUGCCACCCGGACUCCUUCCUAAGGCUUCCUGCUCUGAUGUAGAGUGUGUGCUGGGCACAGAGUGAGCAUCAGCAGACCCCAUGGGCGUGGCUCUGACCAAGUCAGCACAGUGGACAGCAGCUGGAUAUGGGCCCACAGCAUUGGAAGUUACCCCUCUAAAUGAAGCGAUAUUGAAAGAAAUUAUUGAGUUUAUAGAGAAUUUUCUCUAUAACCAUCCCCAAGAGGCAGAGUAUGUUUUUGCAGAACCACUUGAGUGGAAGACAAACUUGGAACCAUCAGCCUUCGGAUCUGGUUACAUCGUCAGCGAAACAGCAGUCGAAUCAAAAGAAGUUGAUAACAAUGGACAGCCUUUGCUUUCUCUGUCUGUACCACACGUCCAAAUUAGGAGCUUUGGACAGCUGUCACAGUUUUUAUUUAUUGCGAAAGACUCAAAGCUGAAGGAAGCACAACUGUGUGUGGAAGCUAACAGAAAUCCUGUAGAAAAAAUCCUGGGGUUGGAUUAUAACACAAUAAAAGAAGAGUCAUCAGCCUUGCGUAUUCUUGAAAAACUCACCAAAGGUGACGAUCCUGAAAAUGAGAUUAAGAGGAAGGUGGCCCACCUGCUUUACCAACUGGAUCUGCACCUACUUAAUAACUCCCUAAAGCAUAUUUCACUAGAAAUACGUUUAAAUCCAGUGACUGUUAAGAAUGACAUUGAGCUGCUCAAGCGUUUCUCAGGCAAAGGAGAACAGACGGUCUUAGAAUUUAUCGAAUAUACCUCAGAUUAUGAAUUUUCAAAUGGGUGCCGGGCCCCGCCUUGGAGACAGAUUCACGGGGAGAUCUGCUAUGUGCUGGUGAAACCACAUGACGCGGACACUCUGUGCCUCACUUGUAGCUCAGAAGGAGUAUUUUUAAAUGGGGGCAAAACAGAUGAUGAAGGAGAAAUUAAUUAUGAGAGAAAGAGUGAAGUUUAUAAAGACCUUGUCACACUUUUAAAAGAUAAAUCUGCAAAGUUUUCAGAAAAUAUGUCAAGACAGGAGUUAAAAUUCAAUGAAGAACACCACAAGGAAGUCAAUCAACUUAGCAAGACAGCUAAGGAGGAAGAAGCAAUUCCUAGUAACAGAUCCACUUCUGGUUCCCACAGGAGUACAUUGGAGAAGAACCAAAUUAAUUUGGUGAAAAGCCACAUGGCCAAACGAUUAGCGCCAAGUUUGAAUUGGAAAGCCACGGUUGACAGCAAAGAUCGUAAGAGCUCAUUCAAAGAGCCCCAAGAAGAAAAACAUGGGCGGCACGAAAAGACAGGAACAUCUUUUUCACACGGACGAGCCCAGUUAAUUCGUAAAAGCGUUGAGAAGAUUGAGGACAUUAUCAGCGACAGCUCCUCAGAGAGUGAGGAAGACGAAGAAUCGCCCGAUCACCGUCAGGAAGCAAACGCAGACUUGCCGUCGGAAUAUUGGCAGAUCCAGAAGCUGGUGAAAUAUUUAAAGGGAGGAAACCAAACUGCCACGGUGAUCGCACUGUGCUCCAUGAAGGAUUUCAACUUGGCCCAAGAGACCUGCCAGCUGGCCAUCAGGGACGUUGGAGGCCUUGAAGUUUUAAUAAAUCUGCUUGAUACUGAUGAAGUCAAGUGUAAGAUUGGUUCAUUGAAAAUCCUGAAGGAAAUAAGUCAUAAUUCUCAAAUCAGACGUAGUAUUGUUGACCUUGGGGGCUUACCGAUUAUGGUUAAUAUACUCGAUUCGCCACACAAGAGUCUCAAGUGCUUGGCAGCUGAGACCAUUGCGAACGUUGCCAAGUUCAGAAGAGCCCGCCGGGUGGUGAGGCAGUACGGGGGCAUCACCAAGCUGGUCGCUCUCCUUGACUGUGGGCAGAACUCCUCAGAGCCAGCUCAGUUGAGUCUCUAUGAGACCAGAGAUGUGGAAGUAGCCCGUUGUGGGGCCCUGGCCCUCUGGAGCUGCAGCAAGAGUCACACAAACAAAGAAGCCAUUCGCAAAGCGGGAGGCAUACCUCUGUUGGCUCGGCUGCUGAAGACAUCUCACGAGAACAUGCUGAUUCCGGUGGUGGGCACCUUGCAGGAAUGUGCCUCUGAGGAAAACUACCGAGCUGCCAUCAAAGCAGAGAGAAUCAUCGAGAAUCUGGUCAAGAACCUGAACAGUGAGAACGAGCAGCUGCAGGAGCACUGUGCCAUGGCCAUCUACCAGUGUGCUGAAGACGAGGAAACCCGGGACCUGGUCAGGCUGCACGGAGGCCUUAAACCCCUGGCCAGUCUGCUCAAUAACACUGACAAUAAGGAACGGCUGGCUGCCGUGACAGGAGCGAUAUGGAAAUGUUCCAUCAGCAAAGAGAAUGUAACCAAGUUUCGGGAAUAUAAAGCCAUUGAAACCUUAGUGGGCCUUUUGACUGAUCAGCCAGAAGAAGUGCUUAUAAAUGUGGUUGGCGCACUGGGAGAGUGCUGCCAGGAGUAUGAAAACAGAGUCAUUGUCCGGAAGUGCGGUGGCAUUCAACCACUUGUGAACCUCCUUGUUGGAAUAAACCAGGCUCUUCUUGUCAACGUCACAAAAGCAGUUGGCGCCUGUGCCGUGGAGCCCGAGAGUAUGGCGAUAAUUGACCGCUUGGAUGGAGUUCGCUUGUUGUGGUCCCUUCUGAAAAAUCCUCACCCGGACGUCAAGGCCAGUGCAGCUUGGGCCCUCUGUCCCUGCAUUGAAAAUGCAAAGGUAAAAAGUGUCUGCUAAUCAGUCUGUUUUAGAAGCUCUGACACUGUGUCAAACAUUGUCAACACAGGUCACUAAAUGUUCUUCACUUACUGUGAUCAAAUUUAUCUGGCGGCAUAAACCACCAAUCUUAAUCAAAUAAGUCAUUAAAUAAAUUAUUACCAAUAAAGUAA